AUGGCGCCCAUCGAGUCUCUGCUCUGGCGUCGACUGCGGAUUCACCAAAUAUACGGCGCAAACACGGACGUAGGGAAGACCAUCUUCUCCACCUUCCUCUGUAAUGCCGCGUCUAACCAUCGAGGUGGUGCCGACAGGGUGGCCUACCUGAAACCUGUCUCAACGGGACCAAGGGAUGAAGCAGAUUCCAACCACAUCAAGAGAUUCGCGCCCUCCACCAGCACCGAGGUUCUUUAUCAGUAUGACAUUCCCUGCAGCCCUCACACGGCCGCAAUUGCGUCGGGAAGACCAAUUCCGUCCGACCAUGCCCUGCUACGCAAGAUUCAAGAAGCAGCCGCGCGGCAGGCUGAGCUGGGGCCUGGCUGGCUGUUCCUGGAGACUGCUGGUGGUGUUCACUCCCCGGGCCCUUCUGGCACAUCGCAGGCCGAGCUGUAUGCUCCUCUCCGGAGCUCAGUCCUCUUGGUUGGUGAUUCCAGACUGGGAGGCAUCUCUCAGACCAUUUCUUCCUAUGAGUCCUUAAAGAUUCGCGGCUAUGACGUAGCAAGUGUGCUGCUGUUCCAGAAUGACCAGUAUAACAAUGAUGGAUACUUAGAAGAGUACUUUGACAAGCAGGGCAAGAUUCCUGUCACGACAAUCCCUGGACCGCCUGCUCAGCACAGUAACCGGGAUGAGGAUGUAAUGGCUCUGGCUGCCUACUACAGCCACACAGGCUCCUCCAACAAGAUCGGCAAGGUUGUCGAGACUCUAGACAAGCUUGCCCAAGAUCGCAUCUCUCAACUCGAAUCAAUGAGCGAGCGGGCGUUCAAAACCAUCUGGUACCCUUUCACCCAGCAAAAGCUUCUAUCUCCUGGCUCCAUCUCUACUAUUGACUCCGCCCAUGGAGACUACUUCCAGAUCUACAAAUCUCAAGACACAGCAAAAUCAUCCAAUAAGCCACUUAUCCAGCCUGCUUUUGACGGAUCUGCUUCGUGGUGGACGCAAGGCUUAGGCCACGCAAGCUCCCAGUUGACGUUGGCCGCCGCCUACGCGGCAGGUCGCUACGGACACGUCAUGUUUGCCGAGGCAGUUCACGAGCCGGCCAUUGCCCUGGCUGAGAAUCUGCUGCGAGGCAUGCAGAAUCCACGGCUCACGCGCGCCUUUUACACCGAUAACGGAAGCACGGGCUGUGAGGUCGCCAUCAAGAUGGCAUUGCGCGCCAGCCGUGACAGGUACGGGUGGGAUGUGAAAGACAAGAUUGAGAUCCUUGGCCUCAAGGGGAGCUACCACGGUGACACCAUCGGAGCCAUGGACGCCAGCGAGCCUUGCACGUUCAACGAGAAGGUGGACUGGUACCAGGGCAAGGGUUACUGGUUUGACUAUCCCACCGUCAACUGUACCAAUGGGAAAUGGGUCGUCCAUGUCCCCGAGCCUCUUCGUGAGCACUUGGGAGAUGGUGAAGAAUUCGAGUCUCUGUCCCAUGUCUUUGAUGUUUCGUCCAGGUCAAAAACUGCGGUGCUGCAAAUGUACGAAACCUAUGUUCGGCUUGUGCUCGAGAGGCUCGGUAAGCAAGGCCACAAAUUUGGUGGCCUCAUGAUGGAACCGGUUAUUCUCGGUGCCGGCGGUAUGAUCUUUGUCGAUCCCCUGUUCCAACGGGCACUUGUGAAUGCAGUACGCAAAUCUACACACCUCAUCGGCAAUGCGCAUGCUCAACCCACUGGUGAGAACGAUUGGUCCGGCUUGCCCGUCAUUCACGAUGAAGUCUUCACUGGCUUGUACCGCCUGGGCCGAUUCACCCCGUCGUCUUUCCUGGGUGUUCACCCGGAUAUCACAGUCCAUGCCAAGCUUCUAACCGGUGGUCUUCUCCCUCUUUGUCUUACAUUGGCAUCGGACUCAAUCUUCAAGACCUUUGAAUCCGAUGACAAAAGUGAUGCUCUCCUUCACGGACAUAGCUACACCGCUCAUGCUAUCGGAUGCAAUGUUGCUGUAGAGACUCUAAACGAACUGCAAACCAUGGAUACGAGAGGUGACUGGAACUGGGCCAGGAAUAGCAACUGGAGGGAAGGCCCUGUUCCAAGCUCAUCCCAGGACAAUGCAGCUCUUCCAGAAGCAUGGUCCGUCUGGUCUCGGGAUUUUGUAACCGAGGUCUCGAAGAGGACAGAUAAAGUGUCUGGCGUCUGGGCGCUUGGCAGCGUCCUCGCCAUUACUAUGCGCGAUGCAGAUGGGGGUGGGUACAAGAGUAAGGCGGCUACUAAUUUCCAGGCGGCACUAAAACAAGGCGAGGCGUGGAGUGUCCACAGCCGUGUUCUAGGAAACGUGUUUUAUAUUAUGGCGAGCCAGAAGACUAGCCAGGAAACAGUUGAGGAGAUGGAGAGAAAACUGCUCUAUUGCUUGGAGAAAAUAUAA
This is a messenger RNA of Clonostachys rhizophaga, 2382 nucleotides long. NCBI's taxonomy places the organism in Eukaryota, Fungi, Ascomycota, Sordariomycetes, Hypocreales, Bionectriaceae. The record is from the annotation of a GenBank genome assembly.